UGGCUGCCUGUGCGAUACCCGGAAGCACCUGCCCCGCGGCUGGAGAGCGCACGUGGUUCCCGGCCUGGAGGAUGGAGGCCGCCGCCGGGGCUGGGAAGAAGAAGCUGCGGCGCUACUGGGAAGCUGAUGCUGACCCUCCCGCCAAGAAGCCUCGGGAUGGGGGGCCUGGGGCCCAGGGCCCCUUGGCAGCCACGAAAAAGAGGGUCAAGGGCCUCCCUGCUUCGACGAAGGGGGCCACGGGGUCCCGAGCAGCUGCCAAGAAGGGAAUCAAGGGCUCCCCAGCUGCCAAGAAGGAGAUCAAGAAGUCCCUAGGGGUCCCCAAGAAAGGGGUCAAAAAGUCCCAAGUGGCUGUGAAGAAGGGGGUCAAGGGGUCCGCAGCAGCUGGCAAGAAGGGAGCACGGGCAGCAGGAGCCAAGAAGCGGAUCUCUGGGAAGCAGGACCCGUUUCCUGGAGCCGCACCCAUCUCCUGGCACAAAGUGAAGAAAUUCCAGCGCGGGCGCAAAUCCAAGCUGGAGGAGGUGUCCAGUGGGCGGCUGCGGGGGCGCCUUGCAUCAAUGGAGAACAAGAUGGAGCUGGCAGCCCAGCAAGCGGCACGGGCGGAGCUGUUGCUGCCUGAGGAGCCUGGUUUCCUGGAGGCAGAGCCUGGUGAGGAUACCUGCACCAUUGCCCAGGCUGACAUUGCUGAAGCCGUGGAUAUCGCAAGUGCUGCCAAGCAUUUUGAGCUGACACUAGAACAGUUUGGGCCUUACCGAGUGGACUACACCCGCCCUGGCCGGCACCUGCUGCUGGGUGGCCGGCAUGGGCAUGUGGCAGCACUGGACUGGCAGAGCAAGACCCUGCUGUGUGAGAUCAACGUCAUGGAGAGCAUCGCUGAUGUAGUGUGGCUGCAUACAGAGACAUUGUUGGCGGUGGCGCAGCGGCGCUGGCUAUACGUCUACGACAACCAGGGCGUGGAGCUGAACUGCCUGCGGCGUUUCCACAGCGUCCUGCGCAUGGAGCUGCUGCCCUACCACUUCCUGCUAGCCACUGCUAGCGAGACGGGAUUCCUGCAGUACCUGGACUUCUCAGUGGGGAAGGAAGUGGCCACGAUCUGCACCCGAGGGGGGCGCCUGGGCGUGAUGGGGCAGAAUCCAGCCAAUGCCAUCAUCCACCUGGGACACAGCAAUGGCACGGUGACACUGUGGAGUCCCACUGUUAAGGAGCCACUAGUGAAGAUGUUGUGUCACCGUGGGGCCGUGCGGGCUCUGGCUGUGGACCACAGUGGCACGUACAUGGCAACAGCGGGGCUGGACCGGCAGCUGCGCGUGUUCGACUUGCGCACGUACCAGCCGCUGCAUGCAUUGGUGCUGCCCACGGGUGCUGGCCACCUCGCCUAUAGCCAGCGCGGGCUCCUGGCUGCCACCACUGGCAAUAUUGUCCAGGUAUAUCAUGAUGUAUCACAACAGCUGCCACGCAAGCCCCACCUGCAGCAUGCGCUGCCCCGGCCAGCCCAUGGCCUGCGCUUCUGCCCUUUUGAGGACGUGCUGGGUGUGGGCCAUGGCGCUGGCUUUACCAGUCUCCUUGUGCCAGGGAGCGGGGAGGCGAAUUUCGAUGCGCUGGAAAACAACCCAUUCCGGAGCCGGAAGCAGCGGCAGGAGUGGGAAGUCAAGGCUCUGCUGGAGAAGAUCCCAGCAGAGCUGAUCACACUGGACCCUGAGCAGCUGGGCCAAGUCGACACCAUUAGCAUGGAGCAGAAGCACCAGGAGCAGGUGGAGCGGUUGGGCUUCGACCCCCAGGCCAAGACCAAGUUCCAGCCACGGCACCGAGCCAAGGGGCGCAGCGGGGCAGGAGCGCUCCUGCGGCGCAAGAGGAAGGUGGCCCAUGAGGAGCAGCGGGCCAGUGUUCGGAAGAGCCAGGAGAAGAAGCAGAAGCAGCAACCGCAGCAGCAGCAGCAUAAGUCACCCAAGGUUGUGACCCCAGGUCAGAGGUCGGCGCUGGAGCGGUUCAAGAAAUAGCCCCCAGGUGGGGAAGAGUUACCCCCCAUGGGGGCCAGGAGCCAGCACCCCCUAUCGCCUCUCCCUUGCUGCCCUCCUUUUGUAUUAAAGCAGCUCACCAACUUA
Messenger RNA from Alligator mississippiensis (American alligator), 2099 nucleotides. It is a transcript of the gene WDR46, whose product is annotated as WD repeat domain 46. Gene Ontology annotation, cellular component: small-subunit processome; 90S preribosome; nucleolus. Gene Ontology annotation, molecular function: protein binding. The transcript has 16 exons. The record is from RefSeq and is a predicted model, not a curated record. Gene Ontology annotation, biological process: maturation of SSU-rRNA from tricistronic rRNA transcript (SSU-rRNA, 5.8S rRNA, LSU-rRNA). Bases 72 to 1994 code for a protein of 640 amino acids. Lineage: Eukaryota; Metazoa; Chordata; Crocodylia; Alligatoridae.